GAUUCGACAGGCGUCGCGUUUCCAAAACAAAACACAAAUUUCUCGUUCAGAAGUCCCGCAGAAAUUUCAGUCAAAAGAGCAGACGACGCUAAUUCAGAAAGAUAAGCAAACGCGCGGGGCCUUUUGCGAAUGAUUUCUACAGUGAUGAUUUCUUUGAGCUGCUCCACGAAAAUUUCCCCGCAUAGCUGGAACUUUCGGCGCAAGAGGAACGAAAUGGACGCGACGAAGGAAAGUGCGGGAUGUGUGGAUUAUCUUCAAAGUGUAACGAUUAUUGCAACAGAACCGCAGGAACUUGGAAGUAGCGGUUCCGAAAUAACUGGUAGAGACGGAAGUGGCGGAAGAUCCGACUCCAGUGGAGAUAACGGACGAAAUGUGUGCAACGACCGUGGCUCCCGAACCAUCCGCCCUGGAAGCUUCUGUAGUAGCCGAUGAGGACGACGACGAUGUUCGGAUUACGUCCGUGGAAACGAUUCCGAUUGCGUUCGAUCUGAGUGAAGAUAACAACGAUCCGUUCAUCAAGAUGGCCAACGAUUGGUACUGUUGUAAAGUGUGUUCCCGCCUCUACCAGGCGUUUCCCCAACUGGUGGAGCACCUUCGCGAUGUAAACCCGGACAAGGCGGAGAUAUUGCGCCAACGAUCGAAAGAGUCCUACUUCCGGGCCAAGGCAAGUCAAACAAUCUACAAAUGCACAUGGAAGGGAUGUGGCGUCAUAUACGUAUCUUGUUCUGAGGUCACCGCUCACGUACGAAAUGCACAUCUAGGUCCCCGCAAACCGGACGAGGACAGCGAUGAGGAGGAUUUCUUCUUCACAGAAAUUGAGGAUGAGAGUGACAGUGUACUUAGUGCACCCCAUCCACCAUCGACACCGACUCUGAACCUCCGUGAUAUGACUCUACCCCCACUCGAGGAUCCGGAGUAUCAACGGCGAGGGCUGCUCUCGAUGUCCUCCCAGCGGCAGUCCGCUCUACAACAACAUCCCCAUCUGCAGCCACACCAGCUAUCGCUCGGGGCCGCCAUCAAACCGCCACUGCCAGGGCAAGGGCUGCACUCGAUGUCCUCCCAGCGGCAGUCCGCUCUACAACAACAUCCCCAUCUGCAGCCACACCAGCAACCGCUCGAGCCCGCCAUCAAACUGCAACUGCCAGGGCAAGGGCUGUUAUCGAUGUCCUCCCAGCGGCAGUCCGCUCUACAACAACAUCCCCAUCUGCAGCCAGACCAGCAACCGCUCGAGCCCGCCAUCAAACCGCAACUGCCAGGGCAAGGGCUGCACUCGAUGUCCUCCCAGCGGCAGUCCGCUCUACAACAACAUCCCCAUCUGCAGCCACACCAGCUAUCGCUCGGGGCCGCCAUCAACCCGCCACUGCCAGGGCAAGGGCUGCACUCGAUGUCCUCCCAGCGGCAGUCCGCUCUACAACAACAUCCCCAUCUGCAGCCAGACCAGCAACCGCUCGAGCCCGCCAUCAAACCGCAACUGCCAGGGCAAGGGCUGCUAUCGAUGUCCUCCCAGCGGCAGUCCGCUCUACAACAACAUCCCCAUCUGCAGCCAGACCAGCAACCGCUCGAGCCCGCCAUCAAACCGCCACUGCCAGGGCAAGGGCUGCACUCGAUGUCCUCCCAGCGGCAGUCCGCUCUACAACAACAUCCCCAUCUGCAGCCACACCAGCUAUCGCUCGGGGCCGCCAUCAAACCGCCACUGCCAGGGCAAGGGCUGCACUCGAUGUCCUCCCAGCGGCAGUCCGCUCUACAACAACAUCCCCAUCUGCAGCCACACCAGCAACCGCUCGAGCCCGCCAUCAAACUGCAACUGCCAGGGCAAGGGCUGUUAUCGAUGUCCUCCCAGCGGCAGUCCGCUCUACAACAACAUCCCCAUCUGCAGCCAGACCAGCAACCGCUCGAGCCCGCCAUCAAACCGCAACUGCCAGGGCAAGGGCUGCACUCGAUGUCCUCCCAGCGGCAGUCCGCUCUACAACAACAUCCCCAUCUGCAGCCACACCAGCUAUCGCUCGGGGCCGCCAUCAACCCGCCACUGCCAGGGCAAGGGCUGCACUCGAUGUCCUCCCAGCGGCAGUCCGCUCUACAACAACAUCCCCAUCUGCAGCCAGACCAGCAACCGCUCGAGCCCGCCAUCAAACCGCAACUGCCAGGGCAAGGGCUGCUAUCGAUGUCCUCCCAGCGGCAGUCCGCUCUACAACAACAUCCCCAUCUGCAGCCAGACCAGCAACCGCUCGAGCCCGCCAUCAAACCGCAACUGCCAGGGCAAGGGCUGCACUCGAUGUCCUCCCAGCGGCAGUCCGCUCUACAACAACAUCCCCAUCUGCAGCCACACCUGCUAUCGCUCGGGGCCGCCAUCAAACCGCCACUGCCAGGGCAAGGGCUGCACUCGAUGUCCUCCCAGCGGCAGUCCGCUCUACAACAACAUCCCCAUCUGCAGCCAGACCAGCAACCGCUCGAGCCCGCCAUCAAACCGCAACUGCCAGGGCAAGGGCUGCUAUCGAUGUCCUCCCAGCGGCAGUCCGCUCUACAACAACAUCCCCAUCUGCAGCCACACCAGCUAUCGCUCGGGGCCGCCAUCAACCCGCCACUGCCAGGGCAAGGGCUGCACUCGAUGUCCUCCCAGCGGCAGUCCGCUCUACAACAACAUCCCCAUCUGCAGCCAGACCAGCAACCGCUCGAGCCCGCCAUCAAACCGCAACUGCCAGGGCAAGGGCUGCACUCGAUGUCCUCCCAGCGGCAGUCCGCUCUACAACAACAUCCCCAUCUGCAGCCAGACCCGCAACCGCUCGGGGCCGCCAUCAAACCGCCACUGCCAGGGCAUCAGGGCGCCCAGCUCCAUCUCCACCAUCAGCAACAACAACAACAGCAGCAGCACAAUCUGAACAACAACAAUGCCAUUAGUCAACAGGCACCGGGAAGCAAUGGCAGUAGCGGCAGCAGUAAUGGCGGUCGAAGCGCGGCCGUCCUCACGCACAGCAACACGUCGCCGCUGAUACACCACAACUACACCUGGUCACAAGUUAGUCCGCCGAAAUCGAUGAUGCCAAAGAAACGAAGACUCAGCGUUGCAUCGAACCCCUCCGAAUCUGCCGUUCCCGUUAUAGAUGAUACUACUUUAAAUGCUGAAGGAUCCGAAGAUUAUAUUGCAGAAGAGGUUGCAAGUAUCACUCCGUCUUUCCCUUUGAUCCUGAGCAAAGAUCAAGUGACUACUGAUCAUUCCAGCGAGGAAAAUCCAAUCGAUAGGUCCGAAAUUGGAACGUUCAAAAACAGCCAGCACACACAUCCUCCCCAUACGCUGCUGAUUUCAAAGGCAAAAAUGGUUCAUGCAUUAAAGCAGGAAUGCGCCAACCGGAGGCCAGGCACCUACGAAUCUGUGCGAAACAUUUUCGACAGGGUGUCUAAUACAACAGAGCACCAAGGCGCAGCGAAACACGUGCUUUACAAAAACGUGGCCAGUUCGAUGAGGAAGGCCAGAAGCACGUGUUUCCCACCUUCGCCGAAAACCCCUGCUGAAUUUCACGAACUGAUGGGAUCGGAGAAGGCGGCUGGUUUUCGUACCAUAUACGGACAAAAAUUUUACCACGGAUGUGUAGGCAAAACUCUGUUUUUUAUAGUACCGGCCACACUCGAAGCGAUAACGGAAAUCGAAAAAACUUCGUUAUAUUUUGAUGGAACUUUUAAAACGAAGCCAGCAAUGUUCAGCCAGCUGUUUAUGGCCUAUGCAGAAGUAGGCGGGAAGAUUUUCCCGCUAGCAUUCAUGCCAUCAGCUGACUCGGCAAAGGCCGAUGUUUACAUCACUAUUUUAUCGAAGAUAGCCGCUGUAAUAGAGCCGGCAAAGGUGGUAACAAUCGUGACGGACUACGAGAAGGCACUUAUGCAGGCUUGCCGCACGGUAUUCCCGAAGGCAAAUCUGCAGGGGUGCCUUUUCCAUUUUAAGCAGGCCAUUCGCAGGAAAAUAGUGAAUUUAGGAAUUCCUGUUACAAGCGAGACUUAUUUGGAGUACCGGCUGGCUAUGCAGCUAGCUCAUUUACCGGCCAGCAAGAUAGCAGGGGCUAUGGAUAUAGUAGUUGACAUUAUUAAACAGCGCACGACGGAUCAGCAGACAGCCGACCAGUUUGGCCGGUACCUACGGUUGCAGUGGCUUUGUAAUGUGUCACCGCAGGUGUAUUCUGUGUAUCACGUUACAACUACAACUAAUAAUGCAGCCGAGUCAUACCACGCGAAGAUGCUGGCGGAAAUCGGAUGUUCACCGACACCGUGGGCAUUCAUUGGUAUGUAUGCAAAUAUAUAUAUUAAAUUUUAUUACAGUGCUCAUCCCAGCAUAAGACAGAGUCCUUUUAUUACGCAACGCUAAAUUGGAUAGUUUUCGACCGUAACGCUUUUUAUAUGAAAAAAUAAAUUUAUUGUAUAUUCCCAAAAAAAGUUUGGGUUCACCCCCUC
Messenger RNA from Aedes aegypti (yellow fever mosquito), 4434 nucleotides. Its product is annotated as bromodomain-containing protein 4-like. The coding region runs from base 371 to 4348 and encodes 1325 amino acids. Gene Ontology annotation, molecular function: RNA polymerase II cis-regulatory region sequence-specific DNA binding; DNA-binding transcription factor activity. The record is from RefSeq and is a predicted model, not a curated record. The transcript is spliced from 9 exons. Gene Ontology annotation, biological process: regulation of transcription by RNA polymerase II. Gene Ontology annotation, cellular component: nucleus. NCBI's taxonomy places the organism in Eukaryota, Metazoa, Arthropoda, Insecta, Diptera, Culicidae.